Pieris macdunnoughi is the source of this 1305-nucleotide messenger RNA. The record is from the annotation of a GenBank genome assembly. Lineage: Eukaryota; Metazoa; Arthropoda; Insecta; Lepidoptera; Pieridae.
AUGAAAACGAUGGAAGAUUCCGGUGAAAUUGAUACGAGAAAUGUUGUUAAGAACCGAGAGUUAAUGUAUCGUAUGAUUAUAAGUCAACUGUACUAUGAUGGAUUCCAGCCCAUUGCAGCCACAUUAGCAGCUGCUGUGCAUGCUGACCCACCCUGUCCCCCAAGUGACAGGCUCCUUAACCUGAUGAUGGUUGGACUUCAACAUGAACCUGACAGAAAAGACAGAUUAGCAGCUGCAAAUGUAGCUGAACAUUUAAUGGGGACUACCGGUUUUGAUUUGGAAUUCGAAAUGGACGCGUCCUCAUUGGCUCCCGAGCCGGCUACGUACGAGACGGCGUACGUGACGUCACACAAGAUGGCGUGUCGUGCGGGUGCGUUUAGCUCCUGUGGACAGUUGGUCGCUACGGGCAGUGUGGAUGCUAGUAUUAAGAUUUUAGAUGUUGAGAGAAUGUUGGCAAAGUCCGCUCCGGAGGAGGUGGAAGCUGGAAGAGAACAACAGGGACAUCCGGUGAUACGUACUUUAUAUGACCACACAGACGAAAUAACAGCGCUAGACUUUCACCCCCGGGAACAGAUCCUGGUGUCGGCGUCUAGAGACUGCUGCAUCAAGCUUUUUGAUAUCACAAAAGCUUCAGCGAAAAAAGCUUACAAGUCUAUAACGGACGCCGAACCCGUCCUAAGUGUCGCCUUUCACCCGUUGGGUGAUCAUAUCAUAGCUGCAACCACUCACCCCGUGAUACGAUUGUAUGAUGUCACCACCAGCCAAUGCUUCGUUUGUCCAAUCAACUCCCAUCACCACAAGAAACAAGUGAAUUCUAUUCAAUUUUCGCCGAACGGCAAGUACUACGCCAGUGGGAGCGCGGAUGGAAGCGUGAAGUUAUGGGAUACGGUGUCGAAUAGGUGUUUUAACACCUUCCGUAACGCACACGAGGGGGAGGUGUGUUCGGUCGCGUUUACGCGUAAUAGCAAGUACCUACUGACUUCUGGAAUGGAUUCAACAAUAAAGUUAUGGGAACUGGCGAGCAGCCGCUGUCUCAUACAGUACACCGGGGCUGGUACCACUGGCAAGCAAGAGCACCCGGCCCAGGCGAUUUUUAACCACACUGAAGAUUAUGUGCUGUUCCCGGAUGAGGCCACUACUUCACUCUGCACUUGGCAUUCCCGGAGUGCGAGUAGAUGUCAGCUCAUGUCAUUGGGGCAUAACGGUGCUGUUAGACAUAUCGUACACUCUGCUACGGCGCCAGCGUUUUUGACUUGUAGCGACGAUUACAGGGCUCGAUUUUGGUAUAGACGCAAUACGCACUAA